AUAUUACAGAAGAUACGCCGCAAUGUUGGGCUAUUUUAAUGCAAAAAUGUUGGCACUCGGUGCCUUCAGAGAGGCCAUCUGUUGGUGAAAUAUAUAGUGAAAUAAAUUCUGGAUAUUGGAAUAUAGAUAAAAUUUUUAUAGAAUCUGAAAAUAAACGACAAGAAUUACUUGAGUCUGGGGAAUUCAUUGCUAAACUUAUGCAUCCUCAUUCUAAAACCCAUAGCAAAUUAUUAAAUCCUACUAUAGAUUCUAUGCUCUCAAGUUUACAUCGAAGUUUCAGAUUUUCAAUACCUGAUUCUGUAAAUUCUCUUCAAUACAUUAGCAGUAAUUCAUUACUUAU
Messenger RNA from Dentiscutata erythropus, 340 nucleotides. NCBI's taxonomy places the organism in Eukaryota, Fungi, Glomeromycota, Glomeromycetes, Diversisporales, Gigasporaceae. The record is from the annotation of a GenBank genome assembly.